CUUCAGCGAAGCAUGGGUCUCAGCGACCAGGAAUGGCAGCAGGUCCUCACAAUCUGGGGGAAGGUGGAGGCCGACAUCGCAGGCCACGGACAUGAAGUUUUAAUGAGACUCUUUCAUGACCAUCCUGAGACCUUGGAUCGCUUUGAAAAAUUCAAAGGUCUGACAACUCCUGAUCAGAUGAAGGCCUCUGAAGAUCUAAAGAAACAUGGAGCUACUGUCCUUACUCAGCUGGGCAAAAUCCUGAAGCAGAAGGGUAAUCAUGAGGCUGAGCUGAAACCUUUGGCUCAAACCCAUGCCACCAAGCACAAAAUACCUGUCAAAUAUCUGGAGUUCAUUUCUGAAGUCAUCAUCAAGGUCAUUGCGGAAAAGCACUCUGCAGACUUCGGGGCUGAUUCCCAGGCUGCGAUGAAGAAGGCUUUGGAGCUGUUCCGAAAUGACAUGGCCAGCAAGUACAAGGAGUUCGGUUUCCAGGGUUAGCACAUACGCACAGCAGGACACCACAUUGCAGGACUGGCCUUGCAUCUUAGAGUAGCUUCCCCAGCACUGUUUUGUACAUCUCACAAUUGGCCAUCCGAGACAUGUGGGAAUGCUUUGAUGAGAGGCCAAGAAUCACUGUAGGCAGUGCAGAGGCACUCAAUAAUGUCCAUGAUAAAACUUUGUCCUUUCCUGGCUUUAUGUGUACGAAAAAAAAUAUCUGUUUUCUUAGGAAAAAUAAUGUAAGAUGUUAUCUGUGAGCUUCUGCCUAUCCCUUUUCC
Molecule: messenger RNA, 755 nt
Organism: Nothoprocta perdicaria
Lineage: Eukaryota; Metazoa; Chordata; Aves; Tinamiformes; Tinamidae
Gene: MB
Product: myoglobin
Exons: 3
Coding region: 13-477 (154 amino acids)
Biological process (GO): oxygen transport
Cellular component (GO): extracellular exosome
Molecular function (GO): heme binding; oxygen binding
Source: RefSeq, a predicted model, not a curated record